This is a messenger RNA of Gastrolobium bilobum, 1701 nucleotides long. RefSeq names its product DNA-binding protein RHL1. Gene Ontology annotation, biological process: DNA endoreduplication. The transcript is spliced from 12 exons. Bases 135 to 1454 code for a protein of 439 amino acids. The record is from RefSeq and is a predicted model, not a curated record. Gene Ontology annotation, molecular function: DNA binding. NCBI's taxonomy places the organism in Eukaryota, Viridiplantae, Streptophyta, Magnoliopsida, Fabales, Fabaceae.
UCGAAAACGCUAAUUAACCUCGAAUAAUUAGCGAUUAUAUCCAAAUCUAAGUGUUUAAUGUGACAGAGAUCAUUUGUUCCCGCGUUCUGAGCAUUUUGCUGUGAGCAGAAGAAAGAAACAAGGUUGAAUCAGAAAUGGCGCGAGGGAAGAUGAAGAAAAAAGAGGUGGAAGAAGAAGGGGAAGAGAACCCAGAAACCAUAGAGCGCAAGAGGCUAAAAGCCUUAGCCUUUUCCAACAACAUGCUUUCUGAGACUCCAGCUAGAAGUUCCAUUCAUCUCAACCCUUCAUCCACAGUGAUCAAGCAUCAUGGCAAAGACAUCAUCAAAAAAUCACAAAGAAAGAGCACAAGGUACCUCUUCUCCUUCCCUGCUCUCAUUGCUCCUAUUGCUGGUGGCGGCAAAAUCGGUGACCUCAAGGAUUUGGGAACCAAAAACCCCAUUCUCUACCUCGAUUUCCCCCAGGGCCAAAUGAAGUUAUUUGGAACUAUUGUGUAUCCAAAAAACAGAUACUUGACUCUACAGUUCUCUAGAGGUGGAAAGAAUGUGAUGUGUGAGGAUUAUUUUGAUAACAUGAUUGUAUUUUCGGAUGCAUGGUGGAUUGGAAGGAAAGAUGAGAACCCAGAAGAAGCCAGACUUGAACUUCCUAAAGAAUUGUAUGAGGGACAACAAGCCGAAUAUGACUUUAAAGCAGGUGCAGGUGCAGCUUCUGUACUUAAUGAAGAUGUUUACAAAACCAGGAUUCAACGUGCAGAGCAAGAGUCACCAAAGACACCCAUUGAAGAUGAUUUAUCUGACAGUGAAAUCAAUUCAAAAGAUACCAAGGAAUUGGUUCCAGUCCGCCAUUCAGUGAGAGCUGCAAGAAAAUCAUAUAAAUUUGCUGAAAUUUCUUCUGGUGAAAGCAGCCCUGACCUUUCUGAACAUGAAGAAAAGGUGGUUGAAGUUGAUACUGCUGUAGAUGAUCGUAAUAGCUCAAAUAUCCUUUUAGUCAUGAAUUUAUAUUUUGUCUUUCUUAAUUCACGGCUACAGAAAAAAACUGUAGUUGUUGACAUCGCUAAUGAGGAUGCUGCACAAGGAGAUCAACUCCCCAAGAAAAAUAAAGGGUGUACAUCAGCCACUGCAUCUACUGAAGUUGUGUCCAGUAAUCGUGGUUCACUUGUUCAGGCUACUAUAUCCACAUUAUUCAAGAAAGUGGAAGAAAAAAAGGCUCCAAAAAAUUCAAGGAAAUCUCCAACAUCAAAAGCUUCUGGCCAGAAGUUGCAGGCUGCUGGUUCAAAAAGAAAGACUGAUCUGGCUGAAGGAUCCAGGAAAAGGGCAAGAAAGAUUAAGGACAAAGAUCCUGGUGAUAAAAUUAUGGCAAAAAGCAAGGAAUGCAAGGUUGAAGAUGAUGAUGACAUUGAAGAAUUUUCAAAUGCUUCAGAGGAUACUAAAGGAAGCGAUGACGACUGGACUGCUUAAGAGUGUGAUCUGAGUUGUGGCUACUAAGCAAAGAGAUGACAAGGCAAGGUCAUACUAGUGAUGCGAUGCCAUUUGACUCGUUGAGAUAGAUGAACCGUGAUGACUUAGCUUUCAAUGUGUUUUAUCAAAUUAUUCUUUUAGGGUACAUGAUUCCUUCAGAAUCUGAACAGCAGAUAAGCCAAAGCUCAGUGACAUAACAAUUUUAAGCAUAUAUUUAGUGAUAGUUAUUUAGAUUUGAAUACCUAAA